CUCCCGCCUCUGCCGUUCUUUGGUUGGCUUGGGUUUUGCGGGCUAGUGCAGUGCAGGAGUCAGGGAACCGAGGAGGAGACAAGCACCCGAGGCGGCCAGCGCUGCUGCUGCUGCCGCCGGGAGUUGGAGAAGAGACCGAGGGACCUUCGACGCAGCGAUCCUUUGGCCGCGCUCGCUCGCGCGCUCUCUCCCAUGCCUGUGCGCAUCGCGUUUGCGGGUGGCGGCGGCGGCAUUUCUUUAUUUUGAUCGCGAAGGAGCUGCUCUGCGCGCCUGCCAAAGCGAGGAAGCUGCGAAAUAAGUACGUGAGAGAGGAGGAGGAGGGCGCAGGUCUGUUACUUUCUCUUCUUAAAGUUUCCUGCUGGUGCAGUAUGAAGUGCAGCGAUGGCAAGGAGAGGUAAGACGGUGGUGAGGACGCUGGAAGAUCUGACCCUCGACUCGGGUUAUGGUGGUGCGGCAGACUCCGUCCGGUCCUCCAACUUGUCUCUGUGCUGCUCCGAUUCCCCCCACGCGGCUCACCCCUAUGGAGGAAACGGCUGGCAGCAUCUAACUGACUCGAUGCACAGUAGACACAACAGCUUUGACACCGUCAACACUGUCCUGGUGGAAGACUCCGAAGUGCUGGACUGCGCCGAGCAGCACUGCUCCAGGCUGCUGCCUGACCUUGAGGAGGUCCCCUGGAGCCUCGACGAGGUGGAGGCGGUUCUCCUCCUCCUGCAGCGCAAAGAGGCCAGGGGGCCGGUGGGGGUGGGCGCCGCCGCCGCCAGCUCCAGCAGCGUCGCCAGCUCCACCACCACCAUCAGCAGCAGCGGCGGCGGCGGCGGCGGAGCCCCCCCUCCCAAAGAUGCCCUGGCCAGACUCUCCACCUUGGUCAGCCGCGCGCUCGUCCGGCUGGCCCGGGAGGCUCAGCGCCUGAGCCUGCGCUUCGCCAAGUGCACCAGGUACGAGGUGCAGAGCGCCAUGGAGAUCGUCCUGGGCUGGAGCCUGGCUUCCAGCUGCACGGCGGCCGCCCUGGGCGCGCUCUCGCUCUACAACAUGAGCAGCAGCGGCGGCGACCGCUUCAGCCGAGGCAAGUCGACCCGCUGCGGCCUCACCUUCUCGGUGGGCAAGUUCUACCGCUGGAUGGUGGACAGCCGGGUGGCCGUGCGCAUCCACGAGCACGCCGCCAUCUACCUGACCGCCUGCAUGGAGAACCUCUUCCGAGAGAUCUACGCCAGGGUCCUGCAGCUGGGCGCCGGGGCCGCCGCGCCCCACCCCCAGCACCACCUCCACCACCUCCAGGCGCAACAGCACCCAAACAACCCCCCGCAGCUGCCGCCGCCGCCGCCGCCACCGCACCACCACCGGGGCCAGUGCUCGGGCGCCGCCGCCGCCGCUCUGCCUCCUCCGGCUCCUGGAGCAGCUCCUGCCGCCGCUUCGGACAACAAGGACCGAGAGAGCAGCGGCAGCAGCAGCGCCGCCGCCGCCGCCAACAACCACCACCACAGCAACGAAGCGCCAAAGUUUACGCUGGAGUCCCUGGAGCAGACGGUCAACAACGACUCGGAGCUGUGGGGGCUGCUGCAGCCUUACCAGCACCUCAUCUGCGGGAAAAACGCCAGCGGUGUCCCUUGCUUGCCAGAAAGUCUGAAUCUUCACAAAGACCAGCAAAGGUCAAAUAAGCCAGGGGAAGUCCAGAUGUUUAGCCAAUCAGAGUUACGGACCAUCGAGCAAUCUUUGCUUGCAACGCGUGUGGGAAGUAUCGCAGAACUCAGCGACCUGGUGUCUCGAGCAAUGCAUCACCUGCAGCCGCUCAGUGCGAAGCAACAUAGCAACAGCACCCCCAUGCACCAUAAGCAGGGGUCGCUCUACUGGGAACCGGAGGCCUUGUACACGCUCUGUUAUUUUAUGCACUGCCCACAGAUGGAAUGGGAGAACCCGAACGUGGAACCCUCCAAAGUAACGCUACAGACGGAAAGGCCGUUCAUUGUGCUGCCACCUCUGAUGGAAUGGAUCAGAGUAGCUUUGGCUCAUGCAGGGCACCGUCGCAGUUUCUCCCUGGACAGUGAUGAUGUACGGCAAGCAGCCAGGCUUUUGCUACCAGGAGUUGACUGUGAACCUCGGCAGUUAAAAAUUGACGACUGCUUCUGUGCUUCUCGGAAGCUCGAUGCAGUAGCCACAGAAGCCAAAUUCAAGCAGGACCUUGGGUUCCGAAUGUUGACCUGUGGCCGUACAGAUCUGGUCAAACAGGCCAUAUCUUUGUUGGGGCCUGAUGGAAUUAACAGCAUGAGUGAUCAGGGCAUGACUCCACUGAUGUACGCUUGUGUGAGGGGCGAUGAGGCCAUGGUUCAGAUGCUACUGGAUGCUGGAGCAGAUCUAAAUGCAGAGGUUAUCAGUACUCCUCAUAAAUAUCCAUCCGUCCACCCCGAGACCCGCCAUUGGACCGCUCUGACAUUUGCUGUGUUGCAUGGACAUAUUCCUGUAGUUCAGCUGUUGCUGGAUGCAGGAGCCAAAGUAGAAGGUUCUUUGGAACAUGGUGAUGAAAACUAUUCAGAAACUCCCUUGCAACUGGCAGCAGCUGCAGGAAAUUUUGAACUCGUUAGUUUGCUUUUGGAGCGAGGUGCUGACCCCAUGAUUGGAACCAUGUACAGGAAUGGCAUUUCCAUGACUCCUCAAGGUGAUAUGAACUCCUUUAGCCAGGCUGCUGCACAUGGACACAGGACUGAACAUGCGCAGCUAGCAAGAUCUAAGCAUAUAAGGAACGUGUUUCGUAAGCUGCUUGCUCAGCCGGAGAAGGAGAAGAGUGAUAUCCUGUCCCUGGAGGAGAUACUGGCUGAGGGAACUGACUUGGCAGACAGUGCUCCAGCUCCUUUGUGUGCCAGCCGCAACAGCAAAGCCAGACUUAAAGCUCUGAAAGAGGCUAUGUAUCACAGUGCUGAACACGGAUAUGUGGAUGUAACCAUUGACAUCAGGAGCAUAGGUGUCCCAUGGACUCUGCAUACAUGGUUAGAGUCCUUGCGAACUGCCUUUCAGCAACACAGAAGACCACUCAUCCAAUGCUUGCUGAAAGAAUUUAAAUCUAUUCAAGAGGAAGAAUACACUGAAGAACUUGUCACGCAAGGGUUGCCUUUGAUGUUUGAGAUCUUGAAGGCAAGCAAGAAUGAAGUGAUUAGUCAACAACUGGCUGUCAUAUUCACUCAUUGCUAUGGACCCUAUCCUAUUCCUAAGCUUGUUGAAAUCAAACGCAAGCAGACAUCUCGUUUAGAUCCUCAUUUUCUUAACAAUAAGGAAAUGUCAGAUGUUACGUUCCUUGUAGAAGGAAGACCCUUUUAUGCGCACAGAGUAUUAUUAUUUACUGCAUCCCCAAGGUUUAAAGCCCUCUUGUCCAGCAAACCUGCAUCUGACAGCACUUGCAUUGAAAUCAGUUAUGUGAAGUAUCCCAUUUUCCAGCUCAUAAUGCAGUAUCUGUACUAUGGAGGUGCAGAGUCACUUCUCAUUAAAAACAAUGAAAUAAUGGAGCUUCUGUCUGCUGCUAAAUUUUUCCAGCUUGAAGCAUUGCAACGACACUGUGAGAUCAUCUGUGCAAAAAGUAUCAACACAGAAAACUGUGUGGAUAUUUAUAAUCACGCCAAGUUUCUUGGAGUAACAGAACUAGCUUCCUAUUGUGAGGGUUACUUUCUAAAAAACAUGAUGGUCCUCAUAGAAAACGAAGCUUUCAAACAGCUGCUGUACGACAAGAAUGGAGACUCGUCUGGCCAAAACGUACUACAAGAUUUACAGAGGACGUUGGCAUCACGGAUCCAGUCGAUUCAUUUGUCGUCUUCAAAAGGCUCCAUUGUAUAAAGUUCAGGAAGAGCCUGAUGUUUCUGAUGGGGGGGAGGGGAAGCACCACAAAUGAAAAUGUUGCCGGUGCAGUUUCUUAAGAGAAUAUACAACGCUAUUUUUUCCUAUGGGAGUAUUACAUUGCGGAUGUGGGCCAAAGGUGCUGUCACUUGCUUGAAACUUCCUUUGGGCAAAAGGUUAUGGUACAUGUGACUCCUAUGCAUUUUUGGAACUACAAGGAUGUAUUGCUGUUCUGUGAAUUGCUGUUCAGAUUCUGAACGCGGAAGUGCUGUCGUGCAGCUAAUGCCAACUGAAGCUGGGCCAUGCACCCGUACGUAGCAGAAGCCCGUCCUAGACCAAGAAUGCCACGAAACAAUUAUUUGACAAAACCAACACAUCAGGUUGUUUUUGUAACACAGUGUCAUACUUCUUCUUCUUUUUGAGACCUGCACUCUCCCUGCCCCAUAGUCCAUUGUAUUGUGCAUUUGAGAAACAUAAGCUCUGGUAGUAUGGCGAAUUUUUAGUGGUGGGAACUUUUUAAAAUUGUUCAUUAAAAAAAUGGGGUGGCCUCUUAGGGUUCCCUCCCACUUUAUUUUCUGAAGCUCCAAAUUUUGUUUUCAACAUAUUUGAGAAUGUAUGUUACAUGUUAAGUUUGGGGUUCAUUUUUUUUCUAAUUUUUGGUUUUUUUUUAUGGUAAGAUGUACACUGUGUGAACAUACAUCUGAAAAGGUUCUGCUCAUACACUUUUCUUUAAAAAGUGGUAUAAUCUUGCCCCAAUGGCUCACGGUUACACCAAAGAGGUGCAUUACCAAGGACUCAGUAGUUGGGGUGGGGAAAAUUGCAUGCUAACUGUGGUUUGGGGUUUAAAACAGCAAUGAAAUUUUAACAUGCAUUUGCAUGGUAACGGUACCUGUGAAAUGUUAUGUUUGUGCUUAAUUUUGCCAAGAAAAAGAAAACAAUGCAAUGUUAGUUCUUUGUCAAACUCCAUUUGUGAAAUAUAUUUCAGAGUUUCAUUUUCUGGGGGUUCACAAUUCCCAUGGAGAAUAAUUUUAGAGAAGAUGAUUUGUAGUUAUUAUAUGAGAGAGGUCAAUACUGGGUCAACAAUUCAUGGGAAAUGUUGGUAUUUUGCUACUGGGAAGAGGUUAUGAAGAAGAUGAUUUAUUUUAAUUAUAUAUUAAAUAUGUACUAUAGACUGAUUUCUUGCCGUAUAAUGAGAAUGUGUAGGUUAUGUGCUCAUGGAAGCCUGUAGCAGGCCUCAAGUUGUUUAGCAGCAUAUUUUUAGCAAGAUGAACCUAUUAAGUGCCACACAGAUUCCUGACCAUUUAAGUUUUGCAGGGACCACAGUAAAAGAUCAUUUCCAUCAGAAUGUUUAUCAAGCUACCUUUUCCUUGAUGAAGUUGUGUCAAUUUGCUUGCCCUGCCUCGCCCCACCCUGUUGUGCCCCUGGGAAAAUUAUGUCUGGUUCAUAAACUUCGGAAAUUUUCAUAAUGCCAGUUCUAAGUAAAUCCUAGGUCUUUUCUAUAAGGUGCUAAUUCACUUUGACAGAUUUUUUUAAAUGUUCAGGAAUCCAGUUUUUUUUUAUAUUGGACAACAAGAAAACAAGGGGCUGAUCUGUGGCUCUAAAUGUCAAAUCCUCCUUUUUUGUUUUAUACCAUUCCUGCAGCAACACUGCAAAAUUGCCUAAACUACUGGUAAUGUUACAGAGGCACAGCAUGGCAAUUGAAUAAUGGAGUAAUGCUCACCCCGAACCCAUUGUCUGUAAUGGGCAACUUGGCUUACUGUGAAUUUUGCACUGCAGUGCUGACAGGGACAAUAACCUGACCAGUGUGAUUACUGUUCCCUUGGGUGCUUCCUUGCCGUGCUUCCUUGGUCACCGCAAACAGCCGUACACAAGGGAUGGGUUGCUGUAACCUUUCUAUGACAUUUGAAGGGCCUCCUGGGUGUUAACUGCUGAGCUGCCAAAGAGUGAGUGUUGGGGAUCAAUGCAGCAGGGAAAAGACUCUUGAAGGAUGUUUUUCACAAGCAAUACCAAGAGUCAUCAUUUGUGAAUGUUGUUAAUAUGGGGAUAGUAAGCAGGGGUUGUUGGUUGUUUUGUUUUUUUAAUUGAAUGCAUGUUCUAUUCAAUGCAACUGGUUGUGCAAUUUUCAAAUGCCAAAAGCAAUUUUAUGCUUUAUGGUAUGUGAUGCAAGGCCACGGUCAAAUUGUGGCUUCUUGUAGGCCAUCAUUCAGCAUUAACUACUUGUGAAAACAACCAGAGGCUAUUGCUACUCACAGACCAGUUCAACUCUAAUAUAAAGGGCAGCCAACCUGGCAGCCUCCAUACAUCAGUGGACUACAACUCCCAUCAGCCCUAGUCAGCAUGGCCAAUGGUCAAGGAUGAUGGAAUUUGAAGUCUGCUGACAUCUGGAUGGCACCACAUUGGCUACCCCUGACCUAAGGCAUACUUUUGUAGCUGAACUGGGUGGGGGAAUAGAGGAUUAUAUUCAACUAAGGUUUUCCCAUAGCUUUUGAGUUCAUUGGGUCUGCUCUGAGUAGGACUAGCAUUGGGCUACAACCCAAGUUGUAGCCUUGGCUAUUAAUUUAGAGACUAUAUAGCACAAUGGUUUGGAUCUUAAGAUAACAGAAGAAAGUUAUUCCCUCCCAGCUGCCUGCACCCCAUCGUACAUUAUUCAGGAGGUCUCCUGCUUUGCAGAGGGCUGCAGGCAGGAGUGGAAAUCUAGCUCAAAAAGACAGAAGGCCCCCAGCAGGUGAUAUGAAGCGGUGGUCAAAUUGGGGCCCCUUGCAAGUCAAACCUACACGUUAAGCACCUCAGCCAAGAGACAAGCCAAACAAACAUAUGACUAUAUAAAAAAACUGAGGUGUUCUAAAGUUUGCUGUAGCCUGUUUAAUGGUGUGAAUGUAUAUAAAAAUCUUUCGAUUAAAAUACCAUUUAAAAAUAACUGAAAAUAAAUUUUCUAGGUAUUUCAAUUUCACUCUGUUAAGCUAACAGAACUAAAUGGUUAAAUAUGGAAAACCUGACAGAAGUAAAAAGUUAAUACUGGGACCUCAGUAAUAGUUAAGUGGGCUGGGACUGUGCUUUAAAAUAAGUAGGUAAGCUCACUGCAAAGGUAAAUGGGAAACCUUCCUUGUGUGGAAUUUCCUUUCUUAGGAUUCCAAGCCAAUGAUAGGGUUGCAAAUGGAAAUGAUGACAAGAAGUGAUCGCUUCCUUGCUACAGCAACGCCUUCUACUUUUGGUUAUCCUUCCAGAUGUUUUUGCUGUGUUCUUCAAAAAGAAGAUUGAAACAGGUCUGCCAUUUCCCUCAAAUGUCUGAGCUUUACAGGUAUAUCACUGUCAAUGCAUCUUGGAUUAGUGUCAUGGAACCAAUUUAGGUAACCUCCCCUCCUCUCCUCCUUCCCUCCCUCCUCACUUCUCCCUCUAAAUCUAAAAUCCCUCCAUAGAUUCCAUCCUUUAUAGCAUUCGAGAAAGGGUCUUAAGGAGUAUACUGUAGUAUAUGGUUCCGAGUCGGUGAAGUAUUACAGUGCGAUCCCCAGAGAGCAUCACGUGAGAGUGAGGCUGUGAUUUAGCUGAAACCAGAACACAAGCCUUGCUGGAUCAGGCCAGUGAUCCGUCUAGUCCAGCCUCCUGAUUCCCACAGUGGCCAACCAGAUGCAGCCAGGAAGCCUAAAAGUGAGCCACGAAGGCAGCCAUCCUACUGCAUUGUAUACCCCGGCACCUGGUGUUUAGAGGUGCACUGCUUCUGAAAGCGCACACCCAUUUAGCUGCCCUAGUUCGUAGACUUUGACAGGCUUAUCCUCCAUGAAUGUGACUCAUUUUUCUAUUUGCUCAAUUACAUAAAUAUCAAGAAAUGAGUAAGCAAUCCAGACAUCUCCCCACCCCCAAACAAGCCAUAUAAUCCUAGCUGGGGAUUGUUAUACACUUUUUUAUUUUUAAAUAAUUAACGAUUUAUUGGCAUGAACAUGUACAGAAUAAAAAUGAUGGAUAUGGCAAACAAAAAUAAAUGUAAAAGUAGAAAAUUAAACACAGAGGAGGGGUAAAAAAGAAAUCAAAUCUAGCACAAUGAUAUGAAACAUCCUUUGGCUGAAAGAUCAACUGUUGGGAUUCUUGAAACCUUUCUUUAUCAUAUCUAUCCAGGUGGACUGUUUGCUGCAUCUUGAUGUUUAUAACCAAGUUUUAUAUCCGAUAUCUAAAUAUUUCUCUGAAUUUCUGACUCACAGUUAAUAUUUCCAACAGACCCUUAUGCCUUUAAGAGCUGUGUAGGAAGUAUAAAUUCAGUGGGUGCCAUCUUUACCCUAUGAUAGAGAUACAUAGCUAAGAAAGCCUGCACAUGCACCUUUUGAAUAUAUCUUAAUUACACAGUUCGUAAAUGUUACCAUUUCAUCAGCUUCCAUUUAGCUCUUCAGCAGUGUGAUCCUACACUUGCCUGUUCCAAAGUAAGUCCCACUGAUUUCAUUGGGGCUUACUCCCAGGUAGGUGGGUAUAGGGUUGCUGCCUAACUCGCCUCCAAAAACCUAAAAAUGACUCUUUUCACUAAUAAGUUGGUAAUUUUUCACUCCCCCAAGUUUUUCCUAAAAUUUCCUUUAGGCCUCUGCAACCAGUUCCACAAUAAUACAGCUCUCAUCUUCUUCCUUUUCAGUAAUUUAUUUUAAAAUGGUUAAGGUAGAGAACUAUCCUUAGGUAUGACUCUUAAAGGGUGAUAUUUUCUCUCAAGAGCCUAAAACAGGGCCUUCCAGGGGAGGGGGUGGAAUCACACAACUUGUUCUGUAUUUCAGAACUUUUCUAUAUCCUUUUAUAAGAGCUAAUUUCCAUAUGUUUUCCAGUAGGAAAAUGAUCAGUUGCCUAAGGAUUAUACUGUGUUAGGCAAAGCCGUAUGGUGAAGUUUAUUACCCAUAGACUUGAAAAACUGAAACAGGAUCAUAGGUAAACAAAAAAAUUAUUCAAAAGGAAUAAAAUCUGAAGUGAGAGAAGCAGGCUGAGGGCUGGAUACAGAAUGCUAACUGCACUGGACAAUUUUUUGAAAAGGUGACCAUGGUGACCUUGAAACAUUUUUUUCAAAAGGUGUAAUAUUUAUAGAGCAGUGAAGGCAAGUUUGGAAGGACCCUCACUGCGUUCAAUGCAGCUUUGCUUUGUUCUUUCCGGGGUCAAGGGGAAACAGCUAUGGCAAUGAAUUGGCUAGUUCCCAUGAUGUCACCAAAAUACAACCACAAUCCUGUAACUUUCUUUUUAACAUGCUGAUGGAGAAAUGUAUAUGUGUGCCAAUAAAGUUACAUGUGUGACAGACAGCUUAAAGAAUAAAAAGGCAGGCAGUCUGCAUGGAAACAGGGGAGGGGAAAACUGACAAGCAAAUAACAAGGACAUUCUUUUUGUACAACUUCAUAAGCAAGGACACACAACCUGCUGUGACUCCUCUUCAGAUGUUACAUCUGCCUUUGUUCUUAAAGAUGUGAAAUAGAUCAAGAGUUUCUAAGGUAAAAAGGGAGAUUGGUAGUCGGGAGAUCUUUACAUCAAAUAUUACCAUAGUUCCUGAAUAAGUCACUUAACUGUUAUUUAUGGGGUUUAGCGGUUUCCCAUUUGUCCGCAGUGCCUGUUACAGAAUAGUUUGCUCUCAUUCUGAUUCCAAGAACUAAUCCAGGGAUAGGGGAUCUCUGGCCCUCCAGAUAUUGUUGAACUGUAGCUCCAGUCAUCCCUGUCCAUUGGCAUCCUCAUUGAGGCUGAUGGGAGUUGGAGUCCAGCAACAUCUGGAGGGCCAUAGGUUCACCAUCCCUGGCCAUAGAUGGAGGAAAUGGAAUAGGGACGUAGAGCACUUACCUCCUCAGGCUGCCAAGUCCCAACCUUGUGCCUGUUUUUCUCUGUUAGAGAAGUAGAAAGUGUUGCAUAUGGACAUCAACAUGAAAUGAAAAUUCGGCUUUAACCGAGUUUAAAUAGUUCCAUUGUGUAGGCUGAUGUGAAUUUGUCUGAAUGUACUUUUCUGAUCAAAUUUGUCUUCAUUCAGGCCACAAUCUUUUAUCCAGUAAGCCCCAUUGAAUUCAGUGGGACUUACUUCUGAGUAGGCACAUAUAGGUUUGCAUUAUCACCUUUCUUCCCUUUGUACUGAUAUAUUCCUAUUGAAAGGUCUGUGGGAACAUCAGCUACAUUCUCCUUAGCACUUUUCUGAAGCAUGUGCAGAGAAAUUCUUCAGUCUACUAAGAAAUAAUGUGUGUGUAGAAGUAUACACAUGCUGGGAAGUAAAAGAGGAACAUGACUGUAUCAUUUUAUUUUGAUUUCUUUUUAAAAGUCACAUUUGAGCCUGAAAAUGACUGGGUUUGGAAACGAUUGGGGCACCAAAGUACACCUAGUAAUGACAAUCCUAAAGCUAAAGUCCAGUAUAUAAUGUUAUAUUUUUAGGAGCAUGCCCAAUAUAUUUUAAAUUUACAUGUAGAAAUAUGAAGUGUGAAUGCAACAAACACAAAUUAUAUAUAGUGUAAUCCUAAACAUGUCUAUCCAAAAGGAAGCCCCAUUGAGUCAACUGGGACUCACUCUCAAGUAAGUCAUAUGCCAAGUUAUCUGCUAACUGCACUCAAUGGCAACCCCAUGUUUGCCUCUCUGUGUUGGCCUCAAACCAGAAAUGGAGAGUGUGUGGCCCUCCAGAGUUGGUGGAUUCCCAUCAGCCCCAGCCAGCCAAUAACCAGGGAUGGUGAAAACUCUAAUCCAGUCACAUCUGAAGGUCACAGGUUCCCUAUCCCUGCCUUGAGCUUUCAAGCUACUAAAAUCAAAUCCAAAUUUUGAGUCAUGGCAAUGUUUAUUCAUCCUGCAACCCUUCUUUGGGGGAUAAAUUAAAUAUCCGGCCAUUUAUUAUUCUGGGUUACUUAAAUGAAUCCUUUCUUUUUUUACUUUCCGUUCAACUGUUAAAACACUCUCCACCCCCCACCCUGCACACACAUAUACCCUUGGCCAAAUAUUCCCGUCUUGUGUUUCGGCUGCCCACAGGCCACAAGCCACUUAACAUUUGUGCCACUUCAAAGUAAACAGUCUGUGAACUGCAGCUGUUCUCUUUCUCAAUAGUGCCAUUAAGCGUUGCAGUAUAGGAGCCCCAUUAAGUUUCCUCCACAAUGAAACCAUUAUGUAAAGGCAAAAGGAUCUCAUAACCCAGUUUGUUUUGUCAGAAACCUGAGGCUAGCCAACUGCCAGAGAACACAGGCAUUCUUCAGGUUCAGUGUGGGUAACUUUGAAGGUGGCGUCCGUCCCCCCCCACCCGCCACUCACCCACCCACCCACCUUUGCAACAGCAUCAGGUCUUGGCAUGCCAGUUGCUGAAGGCAACACCUUUCAAAGACUUUACCCCAUUAAAGUACCUCUGUUUCUGCUCUCUCUUUUUAACUGGAAUAGGUUAAAGCUGUCAAACUAAAGCCCUUGCCAGAUUAUCACUGAAGUAGUUACACCGUGCUCAGCAAAAUUCCACAGAGAAUGUAUUUAUUUCCUGCCUUUAACUUCUGUGUUGUGCUGUGGGAUAUUAAACUCCUUAUUGUGGCUGUAUUCCAAAUUAGGUUUUCAUCUCAAAAUGCCCUUUUUUUAAAGGACACAAAGGAGCUAUGAAGUUCACUUUCCAGGGAGUUCUGUAGAGCAAAGAUGCUUUGACAAUGUGAUCAGCUGAAUUCCGUCUCCAUUGUUCCAUUGGCCUAUAGGGGGUUCAGUUAGAGAUUUCACAGCGCUGUGGUGAAAUUCUCUUUCAUGAAAAUGUACAGAGCAGUACUGUAUGUAUGGUUCUCUGGAAGCCUUUCCCAACCUAGUGGCCUCCAUAUUCUUGGACUCCAACUCCAAUUACUCCCAGCCAGCAUGGCCAAUGGUCAGGGUCUAUGGCAGUUGUAGUCCAAUAUCACCUGAAGGGUAGAGGUAGGGCUAGAUCAACUGGUAUGUUCUGUGGAGGUGAGGAUUAUUUGUAUUCUGUUGGGUUCUGUGAAGUUGUCUGGUGAACUAUCUAGAAUUCUGAGAAACUUCUGUUGUACAAAAAGACCUGUUUGACUACAUUGCUCUCUGGAAUACCCUGUUUCAAGGUUCUAAUGAAUGGGUGUAUAGUUCUAUUAACUCAGGGGUGCUCUCUGACAAAGAUACGGGGUAUUCUUUAUUAUGUAUCCAUUUGUGUGUUUGUCUGCAUACACAUACAUGAGACCUAAUAGAUAAAUACAGGCAUUUAAGUAAAUUGGGGAAGAUAUAACCCUUCCUGGCUUUCAUUCAGGUUCAUUUACACAAUGGCAGAGACAGAGAUUUGAAAGCUCCCGAGUCCUAGAACAGUUGUAAGUCACUUUGGAUUGCCUUGGGCAAGAUAAAGCAACUGACAAAUUUUAAUAAUAGUAGUAGUGGUGAUGGUGGUGAUGGAGAACCUGUGGUCCUCCAUAUGGUUUUGAACUGCAACUGAGGCUGAUGGGAGUUGGAGACCAAUAACAGGUACCCUAUCCCUGUCUUUGAAGAAGGCCAGGCCAAUUGACUGUGCUCAUGUUUUAAAUAUUAUUCUUCACUCCAGUUCUGUCUUUGCUAGCAAAUUAGUUGUGGCAAUAGAGGUGAUCAGAAUCUGCUUCUUGACAGCAAGCAAUGAGAAAAGGUUGUGCACCUCUUGAGAUCUCUGUAAGGCCUUCUAGCCACCACAAAGUAACCUGGGAUCAGCCCAGGGACUGGGGGCACAUGCUGUAAGUUCCCAUGGGCUCCUAUGGGAGGAAGCGGGGUAUAAUAACAACAGCAGCCACAACAAAAUUGUGAUGAUUAACGCACUAAAUGAAAUUGUGACUGGCAAGUUCAUCGUUUGAUCUGCUGCCUGCUAGAGACAGCCACUUCUAAAGUUCCAUUUCUGCCAUGAGGUCAUACGGUUUGAGCUAGCCACCUCUGAACUCCUAGCCUUGAUUUUGCUGUAUUUGCUUCAGUGGCCUGAUAGAUAAAAGAGUUGGAUUUGAAUCUGGGAGAUCUGGUCUGAAGUUUUGUCUUCUGUCGUGGAGGCAUGCUGUUCCCUUGCACAAGGCACAAUCUCUUUGCCUCAGUUCCCUGAACCUACCUCACUAGCUAGUGUGACUCAUGCCUAUUUGGGGCAUACCCAGUGUUUGAUAGGUGGGCGCCUUAAACUCCACCCCAACAAGCAACCCCUUGGCCAUUCAGAAGAAGCACAGUACAUGUGCAUGUGGUCCUAUCUUAGUCUGGCAAAAUGCCCAGAGGAAGAGAGUGGGCGUUACGCUGCCAGGCAUCUCUGCAGGGCCAUCACUUGCAUUAAAAUAGUAGUUCCAUGUGUAUUAUGCAGUUGUGACCAAUCUUUUUUGAUGAGUACGCCACCAAAUCCAAUCUAAAACUGAGAGGGUGCCACAUCCCAAAUGAAUGCAGCUGUUUCACCUUCAUCCCACUUAUGACUCAGUGUGGUUUUGCUUCUGGGUCUGAGGAGAUGAAAAGUGUUGGAGAAGCAAACACGACUGUGACCUUUCCAGGAGUGCCACACUUCCCUGCUACUCAUGCCACAGGUUGCUCAGCUGUGAUGGUUAAUGGGUGAUCCUGAACUUCAUGAUUUGCAACUUCAUGAACUGAUUUGCAAUUGAGAAGGAAAUUCUGCAUUAGCCAUAUGGUGGCUGUUUGCUCCUUCUGUCUCCCAAAAUACGACCUGUGAACACACACCAAAAUUGAUGUCCUGUGUGUGUGCGCACUUUUUUUUUAAGUGCAUAGAAAAUCUGCUGGUGACUAGAGCUGUGUUGCUUUUCAGGGGACCUGCUGGUUACUUUUGGAGGAGAAAGCAGUGGGGGACUGUUCUAUAAUUGGUUUGUUUUCAGAUUCAUAGAGCAGAUAGGGCAGGGAUCCCAGAACAAACAGCUUUAGAUGUGUAUCAACCCAGAGCAAAUGUAAGUAAACUCCAAACAGAUCCCCCCCACCCUCGAAAUCUCUCUGUAACUUUCCUAAUCAGCUCGAAACACAAAAAUGGUUGUUUCAAGCUGUCUGUUUUCUGCACCUUUUGCUCUAAUGGGUCGAAUUAGUUUCACACUUUAUUCCCACCUUAGCCAAGAUGAUUCUCAUCUGUCAUGAGGUUAGGUCCAGCUUCUGUGCUUAAAUAUGGGAGAGGAGUGGGGGACAUUGGGGAAUGUCUAUGGAGGAGAUAAACCCGAGUGGUUUAUGGAAAGAUACAAUUGUUUUUGCCGAGAAUGGUGAAAUCAUGAGUGUGGGUAUGUUGUCACAAACCACCUUGGAAGCUGCAAAGGCAAAAUGUGUAGUUGCUCCCAUUAGUUUGGGUUUCUUGAAUGCUGCUGUUGCAUUUUGGCAUCUGAAAGAUGAAUUUCCCAAAUUCGACAAAAUGUUAGCACCUGCUGUUAGGGAUCAGUCAAGCUGUGUCAAAACUAAAAGGAAUAAUAGGACUGCAUGCCUUAGUCAUCUCUUCCUCUAUGACAUAGUCUGUGUGAAUAUGGGCAAACAAUGGCUGUUACAGGAAAUUAUGUGUUCCAGGGAGACUGCCUCUCAAUUACAGUUAGCUCGCCCUGAUGACAAGCACUAAUUAGCCAUGAUACCCAAAAGAUUUAUCUUUGUGCAACACUUGAAUAUCCACAAAUAUUUAAUACAAAACUCUAAAUAGGAAUUGGUAUAUCACAUGCACAUCAUAGAUUUAAAGCACAUUUUUACCAUUUUAACACUCAUGACUUCCCUCAAAGAAUCCUGGGAACUGUCAUUUAUCCCUCACAGAGCUACAGUUCCCAGCAUCCUUAAUGGACUAUUAUUGUUCCCAGCAUUCUUUGGGGGAAGCCAUGUACUUUAAAUGUGUGAGCUCCAGUGGAAGAUUUCUGCCCAGGCAGAGUGGGGGCCAAUUUCAUUUGAGCCCAAAGUGGUGGCAAAUAGUUAAAACUCCCCUUCCCCCAUGUCAUGGUCCUGACCUGAUUUGAGGCCCUCCAUACUAGCUAUUGGUUACAGAAAAAACAACUACUCAAGGGCAACUUACGUCACAUCUGUAGAUUUUAAUCCUAAAAACUGUUUUGUAGCAUGUGGGAAACUGCAAAGCUUUCUUCCAGGUAAAUACAUUUACUAUUUUGGCAUGCAAGUUAUUGAGCAGUAAUGUCCACUGUGCAGAUGGCAAUUAAGUAGAGGCAAAUUAUUUGGAAGACGGCAUUAUGAAUAGAAAAGGGUUUUUGUUUUUUUCAAAUAGUGUAAUGGAACAAGUUUCCUGCACUAAGGAAAUAAUGCAAGGACAGCAAUUUAUUUUACUCAUCCCUUGGAAGCAGAAAAAGAGGAUGCCAUGUACACAAUGCCAGCAGCCUAGCAUAUGAGUGUUGGUUUGCUAAUACGCUACCAUUUUGACGUUAGCAUUGAACUGGCUUUUUUUAACUGUCAAAACAAAAGGUUUUGUUUUCAGCAUAAUAUAUUCAGUAGGCGGCAUGGAGUGAAUCACAUAUGUUCAAUCACGCAAUUAGAUGCUGAAUGUCUCAUGUAAUUUUCCAAGAGCACACCUUAGAAUAUUUUAAGCACCAGUCUUCCUCUUGCUCAUUCUCUUAAACCCUCUCAACGAGAUUAGGAUCCAUACUUUUGCCAAAUGUAAUUUUGCAAAUCUGUUUUGCACAUUGUAUUAGACGCACAGCAACAUUUGAGACAAGCAAGUUGUCAUUUUAAUUGUGUUACUCAAAAACGGGCUAAUCUGAUUUGCUCUUCAAGCGUAAAAUCAUUAGCUCUUUCCCGGGAGCCAGCUGUACGUGACUUGGUUGAUCUAAAGCCAAGAAGCUGGUAGCACAAGAAGAUAAUUGAGACAGGUUUAACUGAUACUAUACAGUCAUUAAAAGAUGAAUCCUGCCUCCCAUACAGAUCUUCUUAUUACUGACUUGACUUGGAGAGGGAUAGGGCUCAUAGUAGGACAAAAUGCAUCACCAUCGCAUAUAAUCUCUUUAAAUUUUUACAGGUCUGUAUGAAUUCUCAAUUAGAAUUAGAAGUUUCAAUAUGAAAAUGUUUUAUAUGUCUUCCAGAUUGUAUGGCAUGUUCUGGGACCCCGCAAAUUUCUGAGCCAUAAAGCCCAUUGCUCUCUGCUACACUAGAGGCCACUUUGCACAAUUAGCCAUUGAACUCUCCAUCAACCUCUUUUGCUUAUAAUUUCAAGAAGUAGAGUGCGAAGAGCCCUGGAAGGAUCAGGGGGUCUUGAUUUAGCACUUCUUUGUGGAAUUAAAGACCCUUGAAACAUUAUCUGAACUGUGUGGGAGUGAACAAGUUAGAUGAGUACUGCUCUACAAAGUUUAAAUGACACCCCCCCUCCAAUGUGGGCUGUGACUGAACUCAUGGGUCUUUCCCAUGGAAACUGUACUCACCUGGUAUGAUUUUCUAGGUUCUGUAUCCUUGGUCUAGAGAAAAAACUGAAAGGUAUGGAGUUGUUAGUACAACUUGCCUGGGGUCCAGUAUAAGUAUUUUUCUACAACAGCCUUAUGGGACUUAUAGUUCAUAACAUCUGAAGGGAACAAGGUUGAAGAAGCCUGGUGUAGAAGACUCUGGAAAGUCUUAUGUGUGUAUUUUGACUUGGAUAAUAACCCCUAAGUGCUGGUCAGUAAACAAGCCCUGUGUUAAAUCUACCCUAAUGCCUGGGUAGGUACAUACACAGAGCUUAUUUGUCCCAUCCUGUCUUGCCCUUAAACAUUCUGCUACAGUUUCCUGGACUUGUUAAAUUUUUGUUCUAAUUGACCUGUUCCCCUGGCUGUUUUCAGAAGGAACAACUACUCUGCUUUCCCAAAUAUGUCAGAUUCCAUAGGGGUCCCUAUCAUUGGUUCUGUCUCCUUGCCUGCCCUGGCUGAAUUCCCUGGGCCUGAGUUGGCUUCAUCUCUUAGACCUGUUCAGGGGCCCCGUGUCAUUAAAUGAACCCUACUCAUAGCUUGAUGGAGACAGUUAAAAAUGCAAACAUAGGUUUUGCCUGGUUGCAAACAUCAACAUUCAGGCCAUAGGCCAUUAAAAUUCAUGGG
Messenger RNA from Podarcis muralis (Common wall lizard), 16712 nucleotides. RefSeq names its product ankyrin repeat and BTB domain containing 3 (gene ABTB3). The record is from RefSeq and is a predicted model, not a curated record. NCBI's taxonomy places the organism in Eukaryota, Metazoa, Chordata, Lepidosauria, Squamata, Lacertidae. Gene Ontology annotation, molecular function: DNA binding; protein heterodimerization activity; structural constituent of chromatin. Gene Ontology annotation, cellular component: nucleosome.